Messenger RNA from Ipomoea nil (Japanese morning glory), 501 nucleotides. RefSeq lists its product as uncharacterized. Bases 1 to 501 code for a protein of 166 amino acids. The record is from RefSeq and is a predicted model, not a curated record. Lineage: Eukaryota; Viridiplantae; Streptophyta; Magnoliopsida; Solanales; Convolvulaceae. The transcript is spliced from 3 exons.
AUGGUUAUUGAUGCAACAUUGUACGAUGAUCCUACACAGUACAAGUGUUUGGCUGGUGCAUUACAAUAUUUAACUGUCACUCUUCCUGAUCUUUCAUUUUCAGUCAAUCAGUUGUGUCAACACAUGCGUGCUCCUACAGUUUCACACUGGGAACAAUUAAAAAGAGUUUUGAGGAAAAUUCAUGCCUUCUCUGAUUCUGACUGGGCUAGCUGUCCGAAGGACCGAAAAUCUACAAGUGGCUUUGCUGUGUUUCUUGGCUCUAAUAUUGUGUCUUGGUCUGUAAAAAAACAAAGAACUGUGGCUAGAUAUUCUACUGAGGCUGAAUAUAAAGCUCUAGCAUAUGUUUGUGAUGAAGUAACUUGGAUCGUUUCACUACUGCAUGAGAUCAAAGUUUCAGAUUAUCACUUUGUUCGAGAUAAAGUUGCUGCUGGAGAUAUUCAAGUCAAUUUCAUCUCAACAAAAGAUCAACUUGCAGACAUAUUCACAAAAAGCUUUGCCUAG